Motacilla alba alba is the source of this 2550-nucleotide messenger RNA. RefSeq names its product centromere protein U (gene CENPU). The transcript has 11 exons. Gene Ontology annotation, cellular component: nucleus. Bases 1511 to 2524 code for a protein of 337 amino acids. Lineage: Eukaryota; Metazoa; Chordata; Aves; Passeriformes; Motacillidae. The record is from RefSeq and is a predicted model, not a curated record.
UUUGGAAAGUGACUUUUUAUGUCUAAGGUGUUGGCCAGUAUUUGCAAGAGAAGGAUGCUGUUGUAUGUAACUUGCUCUUUCAGUACAUUACUAAACAAGCAAAUCUUUACUUUUAUUUUUGUCUUUUUCCUGGCAGUGGUGUUCUUACCGUCACCUCAAAUGACUUAGGUGGAGUUUUCUGAAACUCUGCCUGGGUGGUGGUGGGGUUCCUUAUUCCUGCCCUCAUACCAUGCAUUUGGCUUAAAUCAGGGGUAUGGUUUGAGGGAUUUCAGGGAUGGAGUUUCCAGACCAGGGUAGAGGAAGCACCACCACCUGCCCACGAUUUAAAGCUCCAUGUGAAUGUAGAUGUCAGUGCAAGAUGCUAAGCAAACUUCUGCUCCUACUCACUGUAGAGUUUAUCCUCUUAAGUAAUUUCUAUACAUUUCUUCCGUACUGAAGGAAACCUAAACCAAAUUUGUCACUUAAUCAGUAACAUACUCAAAUCUGUGUGUAUGCUGCUUGGAAAGGCAGGGAAGUAUCACCACAUGUCUCCUACUGGCGAUAGCUGAGAGAGGGAUGAGAACUGGAUCCAAAGUUUAUGUUCUUAACAACAUUCUAUUGAAGAAACCUUUCUGGAAAGGCCAUCUAUCACUACAGAAACAAAUUUUUACUGUAUUUGUGGCUCAUAGGCUAGCCAGCAAAAUAGAAGUCUAAAGAGAACUUUCCACCUCUUAAGCCUAAAGUGUCUAUUUCACUGUUUUAGCCUAUUUGGCUAAAGCCAAAGGGGCGUGUGUGGGUGUCAGUGUCACCACUGCCAGUGGAUAAAAAAGUGUGGCAGUCCCUCCAACUGAUGGACUUGACAAAUUGCUAUAUCUCCUCGUAACACUUUAAGUGCCAGAAGUGGGCUAAAGCCUACUUUUUUUUUUUUUUUUUUUGGGGUGCUGUUUAUAUUAAUUUCUUAACUGUUUGCGUACGUAGCUUUCACUUUAUCUUUGCAGAAGCGAUCUCUUUCGCUUGCUUUUCCAGAUGCACAGCGUCAGUUUAGAGAAAGGGAGGGGAGAAAAAACCGUGAAGUUCUUGCGGUUUAUUUUUCAUUCAGAGUCAUUAACACAAACAGUAUUUAAUCGGAGUCAUUAACAGAAAACUACGGCGCAGAGUGGCGGCCAGGUGAAUUCCAGCGCGGAACAGCCCCCGGCGGAGCGGCGUUGUGGCCGCGCUGUGCCGCUUCCCGUUCCGGCCCGCGGCUCCUCCCCGCGCCGCCCCUUCCUGCCCGCCGGCCGCGCGCGGAUUCCAAAGGCGGCGGGAGGCGGGAGAGGCUGCCCUGGGGGGCCGGGCUGGCGGGGACGGGGCUUCACCGCUUUUGGAGUGAGCCGAGCAUAACAGCUUGAAGUAACAAAGAAUAGUGUGAAGUAACAAAGAUUUCCCGAUCUCUCCGAAGUGCCGACACAGAGACAGCCGAUUUGUAUCGGGGACAAUUUUUCACUAACUUCAUCCGCGGUUUUGUAUUCAGCAGCAUAUACUGAGCAGCGAAAUGUCCUCAAAGAAGAAAAUAAAGAAGAACCAUGCCAGCAGCAAGCUAGAGGAGCACAAAGCCGACUCCAAUGCCCGUUGGAAAUCACUUCCUCUUGAGGAACCGGAUGUCUCAAGGAUAUUGAAGGUAGCAGAAACAAAUCACCUUGAGGAGCUUGAUGAUUCCUUCGAUCACCCUUUGCACAGUACUGCUGUGGAUGCUUAUGGAGAGGAACAUUCACAAAACGAGGCACUCGCUCGUGUUUCAGCAUCACAAAGGCAAAACACAGACAGACGUAAAAAACCGCGUCACUCAAAGCCCUCCACUGGUGAUGUUCAGGAAUCCAACACAGCUGAUGCUGGAGAGGAACCCCUUAAGGAGACUGUGGGAAAAAAGAAGCAGCCUUCAGAGGAGAGCACAUCAGAUCCUUCUGUGGAUAGCCCACAUUCUGUAGAGGUUUGGUGUCCCAAAGAGCUGAAGAGAUCUCCUAGAGAUAUUACAGAACUGGAUGUUGUUCUGGCUGAAGUUGAGAAGAUAGCAGCAAAUUACAGACAAAGCAUAGAAUCAAACAUUGGCAGAAAGGCUAUCCAUGACUUUUCUUCUGCUUUCAAGGAUCAAAUCACUGAUCUUAUAGCAGGAGUCCAGGAAUUAAAGAAUAUGAAGAAAAAGAAUGCUAAGGCAAUAACCAACAUCAAAAAGAAAAGGCAGCAACUGGUGCAAGUCAGAGAAGAGCUAAUUGGAGCUGAACCGCAACUGACACAACUACAAAGAGAAUAUGCCGAGUUACAGGAAAGGAAAUCUUCCUUGAGGCAAACAACUGAAUUAAUUACUGAUUUAAAGGAGCUACAGCAAGAGUGUUUGGAUUAUAGAGAAGAAAACCCAAAAGAAAAAGUGGUAUAUGGAACUUCCAGCCUCCCUGCUCUUCUGGUGGAGUCUCGGAGAAUUCUAGGAGCUGAAAGGCACUUUGAGAGUAUCAAUAUGAAACUUGAAGAGGCUCUGGCUGUACAAAAAGAGCAGAAAUCAAAGAAAAAUUAAGUGUCUUUUUAAGACUUUCACACAUU